Messenger RNA from Nylanderia fulva, 3809 nucleotides. RefSeq names its product constitutive coactivator of PPAR-gamma-like protein 1 homolog. Lineage: Eukaryota; Metazoa; Arthropoda; Insecta; Hymenoptera; Formicidae. The record is from RefSeq and is a predicted model, not a curated record. Gene Ontology annotation, cellular component: nucleus.
AAAAAAAAAAAAAACAAACCGAUGUAAAAAAAAUAAAAAUAAAAAAAGGAACGUGUCGCUGGUCUCUGACAACGUAAAAGAUUGAAGGAAUUCAAGAAGAUAGCGACACCCUCUCCGCAUAAGAAAUAUAGUAAUUGAGACAAAUUAAGGUGCGGAGAUUCGUGACUGUUAGAGCGCAACUCAGGAGUAUAUUGUAAACAUGGGCAUUCAAGACUUGCAAACUUUCUUGGACAGCAACUGCGUGCAAGGAGGAUCCGUGCCUAUAGAUUUGUUGAAGAUUGCGCGUGUGGUUGCACAAAAGACGCAACGUAAUCGUGUAAUUAAGGGACAACAGAUACACAACUUUGGUAAAUUGAGACUAGUUCUUGAUGGAGAAUGCUGCUUGGACCGAUUAUAUGGUGGAUUUUUCUCAGAUUGGGCUUGUGGUGGACAAUGGAACCGCAUGCUCCAAUUUCUUGCGGUUCUUAUACAAGCGAUGGAGAUGUCAGGACUAGAAAUAGCUGUAUUCUUUAAUGGAUGUUUUGAACCUCUUCGGCGAGCCGAUUGGGUGCAACAACAAUUGCAAAUGCGUGCUAAAGUUAACAAUGUCCUGAAACAUAUAACAACGAAAGGUACACCACCGCCGAAAAUCUGGUGGACUCCUCCUGUAUGUUUAAGGACAAGUUUACGUAUGGCUCUCAGGCAUCUGAGUGUUACAGUUUUGUGUAGCAUGGAUGAUCAUCAUCAGGAAGUCAUUGCAUAUUGUCGUGAAAACAAUUACAAUGGGCUGAUAGCCGAUGAUGCAGAAUAUGCUGCAUUUGAUCCUCCACGGUACUUCUCAUCUGAACAGUUGAAGCUUACGUACAAGGGUUCCCUUGAUACAAAAGAAUAUAUGCUCUCUGAACUCACUAAAACCCUCAACAUACCAUCUGAUAGGCUGUGCAUACUAGCAGCCUUACUUGGCAAUUACAUAUUGACCGAAAGUGACUUGGCCGAUUUCUACAAGAAUCAUAACAUUAGCACUAACAUGUUGAACAAGACGAGCGUCGAACAGAUGAUUAAGACGAUUGCGAACUUCGUCAGGGAACUUUCUUCCGUGGAGUUGGAUGUAGUUUCGCAAAAAGUCUUUGGUUCCACCUCUGAUCCGAGAUGUUCUAAAUUGAGACAGUCUGUCCAGUACUAUUUAAAUGGAACGAAAGAGGGAUUUUUACAUUAUAAGCCUGUGAAACCAGCAAAAGUUCAUAAACUAGAUUCCAAGCCAAGCUCACAAGCUCAGUCGAAUCUGUCGGACACGCCGUCAGCCUCUGAAGGCGAGUCUAAUCUGGAGACAUCGAGAUUCGCGUCUGAGACUCUGGAGAGUGAACGCGAAAGUUUGAACGCGUACAAACAGGCGACCGCUAAUGCAAAGGCAGCGCCGCAAAUCGUAAUCGAUCCACCAGGGCUUCAGAGUCACGGAGACUCUGAUAGAGACAUUAUACGUACGGAAGAGGAAACAAAUGAUGGACACGCUAUCAACGGUACUCACAAUCUUUUGAUAAGUUCGUCGAGUUCGAGUAGCAGCUCCUCCGCAACAUCACCGUCCCACGCAACGGCCGAUUCUGCGAGACAGCCGGAAAAAACGACCAAUAUUCCCAUCACAUCACCAGAAGUCAUGCGUACCGCUUCGGAGCGUCAUCAGAAAGGACUGAUGUCACCGUACAUUUAUCAAAUUCUCAUCGCUGGCGAGAUUAAACUGCCGGUUCUCUUGGAGGAUGAAAAUCAUCGCGAAUUCCCUUCCAUUCACGUGAUUUACAGACCAAUUCGACAAAUGGUAUAUGCGAUUUUGUUCAAUCUUCAUCAUCGUAUGUAUCUAGCCACGAAGAGUAAAGAGAAAGGUGACAGCGACAAGGUCGAAGUUCCAGACGUGAUAAUAAGGGAAUGGGUGUGGUCCAAGUCCAAUCCAUAUCAGACUCCAGAAUUGGUGAAAGCGGAGCAAAUCGGUUGGGGUGUCCCUACAAUUCAACGUUUAUGGUUUGGCACAGUUAUAGAUGACAAGCGGCGUAGACUUAGAGGAUUCCUAACUUGUAUGAGAUCCGAUACUCCUCUCAUAUUAAAUACCUCAUAUGUUCCGCAACAUCUGUUGGUCAUGGCUUGUGUUUUGAGAUACAUCAUGUCCUUCUCUGACAAGAUAAAAAUUUUACGCCGUCAGGAGUUGGAUGCCUUCAUCGCGCAAGCUUUCUCACCAGAACUUAUGAAUGCUCAGUAUCUACAAGAUCUGCAGCUUCCAUUAGUGACGUCGCGCGGAGUGCAACUGGCUACCUUGUUCAUGGCCGGGGUGGAGACUGCGUUAUUGGCGAACGACGCUUGCGGGGCACCGAUACCAUGGUUAAUGUGUUGCCCUUGGCUCUAUUUCGACGGCAAAUUGUUCCAUCAUACGCUUGCUCGUGCCACUGUCGCCAAGAACUUACUGGAGCUCUGCAGCGGACAUAUUGACCGUGUGGUGAAGGUCGAAAGGAUGAGGAAAGCAAUACUUGAGGGAAUUACUCCGAUGUUCGCCCGCCCACCGUUGCCUGUUGCACCAGGUAUUCGUGUAUCAGUUCCUCCCAAUGCUGCCCAUCAGAAUAUUUUGCCUGCUGGUUGUCCUACUAUCAACGAAAGUUUAAUGCGCGGUGGUCGUACUAGUGGAACUAUCCCGCCGCAGCGUGGUCUAAUGCGACGUCCAAUUCCAUCGCGAGGUGGUCAAUUGGAGAUUGCCGGAGUUGUAGUGGGCCAGUGGGGUCCGAACUACGGGCAGCCUGGUCGACCCCUGCCGCAACCGUUGCAGGGACAUCCGCGCGGACGAAUUCCACCACAGGUAACUUCUAUCGGUGGACUUAAAUACGGUCUUCCCCGUGGAUUCAAUCCGAUAAAUCGACCGACCUUUCAAACACGUGGGACCAACCGAGCCCCGAUUGCCGGACGCGGAAAGAAGACUCAAAUGAAGGUGACUGGCAAGAAGAAGACUGCUAUUAAAAAGACUACCGAAAAGAAAGAUGGCAAGAGUCGUACUACUCUUGCCGAUGAAAUCACCGAUUAUAACGAAACUGAAAGUGACGAUGCAGGUCGCGCAUUGCUGACGAAGGAUGUGCUAUCAGGUCAGUUUGAUGACGCAGUGGAAAACGGUGCUAAAGGCAUGGAAAAGGGACAAGGUGAUGCACCGCUCGUCGCUCCGGUAGCUACGGAAAGUUAGAUAUUACCGACGUACAAAGAGAAAAUCUCAUGAAAACUGUAACCACUUCCCGACCAUGACUCAAGACUGCUAACAAUCUACGUAUAUGCUCUACGUAUAUGUUCUACGUAUAUGAGCGAUUGUGCAUCGGUAACACUUGAAUAUUUAUUUUUUUAAAUUGUUAUCAGAAUUUUUCUUUCUUGAUAAUACUUAUCAUAAUGUAAUUGACAAAAUAAUUCGCAAAAUUUAUGUAUUAGUACAAGUUGACGUCAAACUGCGCGCAUUCGCCACUCGUUAUUCGUGAAAAUUUAUGGUUUAGCAAUGUGAACCUUCUACUUGUAAUUCAUUGUCUGUUACAUCGCAAUCCAUAUUCGCGAUUUACGACUUUGGUAUUUAUCGAUAAAUAUUCAUAUCCAUUUUAUUAUCAAUUUAGUGAUAAAAAUUUACAAUUUUAUCAUGAAAAUGUUUAUUAUCAACGUACUUAUUACAUAAUUUAAUGAGUAUAAUUCGAAAAUGAUAAUUAAGAUUGUUAUUUAAAGCUACAAAUGGUGUUAUAAAAUAUAACGUUUUAUAAAACGAAAUUUAUCAUUAGGGGAAUAUAAAAAUACAAGUAUUUACAUACAAGUGUGUUAUUUAUAUAUUA